AUGACCCGUGUUGACCAGAUUGCUGGUCCUUCGACUGCUCACUCUCGAUUGCCCACCUCUGUCCUUCCGCUCGUUGAGGCCACUCCUUCAUUCACCAUCGAUGCCGCCAAUAAGUCGUUCAAACAUCAAUAUGCAAACAUCUAUUUUAUUCGUCUAAAACUACUGAGGGAACACGUUGAGAGAGAGGCUGAGCGCAAAUGGAGAGAAGUUAGCGGGUCACCCGUACUUGUUCCCAGAGUUCUUGAAGUUGUGCGGGGCCAGCUUUGCUUUGUCGUGGGAACAGUGUAUAUGGAGAUGCCCCUAAAAGCUAAUGUGUUGGAGGACGUCGGCAGAGACCACUCAAUUCCUGCCCCACCACCUCGAGACAAGAUCUACUCGGCUGAUGACCAUGUCACUCUGGAAGACGAAUCUGGACGAAUCCAGCUCGUCGGUGAGAAGAUCGAGAGAGAACGACUUGUGACUGGUGUCAUCCUUGGUGCCCUAGGCUAUGAAAAUGCGAAUGGAGACUUCCAGGUGGUGGAUGUGUGCUAUGCCGGAAUGGCUUCGCAAGCAGCACACCCUGAACAUAUGGAUGGGAUGGACGUGGACGACACGCCCGUGGUGACUGACUCAUCAUCAAAAACGGUACAACAAGAAGAAUAUGUUGCCUUCGUUUCAGGUCUCGAUAUUGGAUCGCCCACUCCCUCGGAUGCCCAAAUUCAGAUGUUGGUCGAGUACCUGACAGGUGAAGCAGGAGGGUUGGAUGAUCAAGUCUCUGCUUCCCAAAUAUCGCGACUCGUGAUUCUUGGGAACUCUCUUUCAGACGCAGUCAAUGCGCAGAUCGCGGCGGAAGAUAGCCCCAAGGACAAAGACAAGAAGGGAAAACGGUAUGGCUACGAUAACGCGUCUUUCUCUCCUCAUCCGACAAUCAAUCUCUCUGGCCACCUCCAUGACCUUGCGCGGACCUUACCUAUACAUCUCCUUCCCGGCGCCUCCGAUCCUUCUGGGACCAUCUUGCCACAACAACCCCUUCCUCGUAUGAUGUUUGGUCCCGCAGCAGCGUUCUCUUCCUUUACCUGCGAGACGAACCCUACGUACAUCCGUCUCUCGCCUGGGAAGCCACAGGAGCAAGAGAACAUACCGCCGUCGGCACCGUCACCCGCCAAAAAGUCAGAUUCGUGGGCACGAACAAUCCUUGCGACUUCGGGCCAACCUCUAGACGACAUGUUCAAGUACGUGCCUAGUCCACCUGCUACGCGGUUAGGGUUGGCCGAGUCCACACUCCGAUGGCGACAUAUGGCUCCUACUGCGCCGGACACACUAUGGUGCCACCCGUUCUUUACGAAGGACCCGUUCAUUCUCUCACAGACACCUGACGUCUACGCUAUCGGAUGCCAGCCAAAAUUCUCGACGAAGCUCGUGAAGGAUGAUGAGCGGAGAUGUAGGAUUGUUCUCGUUCCCAAUUUCGCAGAGACGGGUGUCCUGGUUCUAGUUGGAAUGAGGCGACUCGACGCGAAAAUUGUUAAGUUUUCGGUCGACGAAGAGGACAUGGAUGUGGGAGAGAUGGAAGCCGAUGUGUGA
Molecule: messenger RNA, 1560 nt
Organism: Stereum hirsutum FP-91666 SS1
Lineage: Eukaryota; Fungi; Basidiomycota; Agaricomycetes; Russulales; Stereaceae
Exons: 6
Coding region: 1-1560 (519 amino acids)
Biological process (GO): DNA strand elongation involved in DNA replication; DNA replication
Cellular component (GO): delta DNA polymerase complex
Molecular function (GO): DNA binding
Source: RefSeq, a predicted model, not a curated record